Ziziphus jujuba (common jujube) is the source of this 3365-nucleotide messenger RNA. RefSeq names its product DUF724 domain-containing protein 6. The transcript is spliced from 10 exons. The record is from RefSeq and is a predicted model, not a curated record. Lineage: Eukaryota; Viridiplantae; Streptophyta; Magnoliopsida; Rosales; Rhamnaceae. The coding region runs from base 233 to 3025 and encodes 930 amino acids.
UAGGCGUUGGUUGGUCAGCAAAUCUGAGGCAAGACUUAAGAGAGUGAGGAGUGAGGACCAGCCCAAUCAAAACUAAAAAUGAAAAGGGCAAAAAUCCAACCGGAUAAAAAACUAGGCUUUUAUCUUUAAGACACCACAAAAAUGCUGUAAAUAGUGGUUUGACCGUAAAUAGUGGGCAAAAAAACCCACCACGACCUUAGGGUUUCUCUGCACAAACAAACCCCCUAAAGUAAUGGUUGGCUCCGAGAGCAAUGAACUCCGCCAGCAACAACAAUAUCUCAGUGUAGGCUCGGAAGUAGAAGUGAGCAGUGACGAAGAUGGGUUCAAAGGUGCGUGGUUCAGGGCUACCAUUGUCGAAAGUCCCAUAAGCUCCUCUGCUUCAAAGAAGAGGAAGAAAGCCUUGGUGGAGUAUAAGAACUUGGUCACUGACGAUGGGUCCAAGCAACUGAGAGAGCAUAUUGAUUCCAGCUAUGUUAGGCCUCUACCUCCUGAUGUGAAUGACUGUGGUUUUCAGGAAGGUGAUGUGGUUGAUGCCGACUACAAGGAUGGUUGGUGGACUGGGAUUAUAAGGAAGGUUUUGGAGAAAUCUAAGUACAGGGUCUUUUUCGAUAAUCCACCGGAUGUGAUUGAGUUCGAGCUUAGUCACUUACGCCUACACCAGGAUUGGGUUGGUGGCAAGUGGGUUCGUCCCCAAAGGCUGUCAAUGAUAGGGUCUACUUUCAGCUCAGGGACAGAUGUAGAAGUGAAUUUUGACAAAGAAGAUUUACGUGAUGCUUGGUUUCCUGCUAUUGUCAUAAAAGAAAACGAGGAUAAUAGCUUUUUGGUGAAGUAUCAGAACAAAGAGGCUAAGCAGUGCAAAGAUACUGUAGAUUUCCUCCAUAUCCGCCCUCCUCCUCCGCGUUAUGCGGAUAGGAAUUAUCAGUUGCUUGAGAAAGUGGAUGCAUUAUGUGAUUUUGCAUGGCGAGCUGGUGUAAUUAUCAAAGUUCUAGCUGAGAGGAUAUAUGUUGUCACUUUCAAGCCUGGAGUGAGGGAUAAGAGACUUAAUCACUCAGAAAUAAGGCCUUUUGUGGAGUGGAAAGAUGGAAAAUGGAAAAGUGGAUCAAAGGAAGUCUUUGCCACUUCAACCUUGCAAGAAGAGUUAGAGAAUGGUCCCAGGAAUACCAGUGGGGUGGGUUUUCAACUACAAAGUGUGAGUGCUACAGGUUCUGUGAAAGAUAACCUUGAAAAGCAAACAUCUCGCUCCACAAAUCCAAGGAAGAACCAGAAGCUGCUUACUCAUUGUAAUCGGAAAUCAGUUUCUUUGGCAUUGACUCCAAGCAUGAAAAAGGUGGAUCUGCCAGCCCCUAAUGGCAGUACUAGACAUUUGCGUCCUUCCAAAAAGUUAAAAGAUGGAAAAGCUGAAGAGAGCCCAUUAUCUGUUACAGCAUGUCAAGUGAGGAAUGGAAUUCCUAGUGCAAUGGCCACACCAACAAGGGUAUAUGAAGGAAGUAGACGCUUGAGAAAACCUGUUAUUGAUGAUCAGCCUUCUAAAACAGAAAGCCAGUUUGAGGAAAAAAAAAUUAGGACUAAGCAAUCGAAAGAUGGCUUGGUGGAAACUCAAAGAACGGAUCCUGUUAAAAGCAAAGGAAGACGCACAAAGUCUCAACUUAAAAGCCCACCAAUAUCAGCGACAGGUAAGGAGGGUAAUGCAAGUGGUACGGCAGGAAAACUUGUUGAUGAGGAGGGUAUCCAGAAGGAAGCUGCAGUCCCUGUUAUCCUUGGAUUAAGUGCUAAGGGAAUAGAAACUUCACUUGGUAAAAACAAUUGUCAAUUUCCAAAUGAAGAAUUGUUAAAGCUAAUGAGAGAUCCCAAGAAGAAUUUAAAUGAUCGACCAGAAGACAAGGAUAUGGUUUUGUCAACACAAGUUGCCAGUGAUUCAAUUUUGGCUGACCUUCUCCAUAGCCUGGUUCUUUUUCCAAACAUGGAGUUUAAGCAGCAACAAGCUGGUGGAAGCAGCAAUAAAAGAAAGAGAGGUAGACCUCGGAAGUUAGUGGUCUUUGAUCCACAAGCUUCAGAGGAAGUUGAGCAUCUGUAUGGAGCUGGAAAUGUUGCUGAGGAAGUAGUACAAGAUUGUACAACUGAUGAUGUUGCGUUGACUAUCCAAACAGCAAUAGAAACUACAGAUUCACAAGCUGGCUCUAGAAAGAAGAAGGCUGAAGUUUCUGGGACAAAAUGUAUGUCAAAUGAAGGGACAACCUAUGUAGGAGCAGCUGACAGUGCAGAUGAUGAUGAUCGACCUCUAUCAGCUUGGUUUGGAGGGAUGCAGUAUCCGUCCAGUGUCUCUGAAUUGAGACUAUUUCCUGUUAGGAUUGUUGACCAGUGGAGUGAGAUAGCAGCACAAGCUAAUAUCGGAAGGCAGUCUCCUGCAAUUGAUGCAGCCAGUGAGAGACUGGCCAAUGAGAAUCAGAAAUUGCCUUUUGUGAAGAGCUCUCCGGUCUGGAAAAUGAUUGAGUCAAUGGAUGUAUUUAGAAGAAUGCCCCAAAAUCCACAUUUUCAGCCUCUGUGUAAAUGCAAGGAGGAACAACGAGAGGGAAUGGCAAUUGGUAAUAUGGUAACCUUUUCUAGUUUGGUCGACAAGAUAUACAAGUUGCAGUUUGAUGACCCUGACAGCAUUUUCCACAGCACUUUAGAAAGUCUUCUUGACUUGGAAAAGCAUGGAUUUAAUGUUACGGUUCUUCAAAGCCGGGUGAAAGAAUUGUUGUCGAUCAAAGAUAGGCAAGAAAAAUUUCAGCAGGAGUCAGAAGAUGCUGAAAGUAAGAUAAUAGAGCAUUGUAGUCAGAAAACAAAACUUAGGGAGGAGAUGGAAGAUAUUGCCGAGAAGAUAAGUGAGUUAGAGAAGAAACUUGCAUCAAUCAAGUCAGAAAUGGGCGGUAAAGAGGAUGAAAUUGCCAGGCUACAGCUACACGUUGAUGCAGUCAAUCAAGGCAGCUUCAACGCCCGGCUUGAUUUUGAAAAGCUAGCAGCUGCCCCCAUGAAAUUGGGCUGACCAGAGGACAUAUUCUCUUCAUGGUGUGUCAAGGCACUUCCCCACAGUCCCUGGUCAGCAUGUCCAUCAAGUCUUCCACACCCGACUUGGGAGAUUUGGCUUAAGACCCCACAGUCAAAUAUAUGUUAAAUAGUUACUCUUACAUUGAAGAUCAGUUGUUAAUUUUAGGUGUCUAUUUAAUCAAAUAUCUAUUAGGCCGUAAUAUGCACCAUUUCUUCCUUGUACCCUAUUAUACUAUCAAUUCUUGAAUUGCGGGUUAGCUAGUAGUUUUGGCUUUGUAGCUUCCAAUUUCUAUCAGCAAGUGAAAUGGGGUAAGGCUGCAUCUUAUCCUUUUCGUCCA